CGACGCCUGCGUGUUUCCGGCUCCGCUGCGGAAGGUGGGCGACUGGAGCCGUUGGGCCGGCUGCGAGCCAUAGUGCGGGAGGCGAGUGCUUGAGCUCGGCGGCGCGAUGGGCGGAGAGCAGGAAGAAGAGAGGUUCGACGGCAUGUUGCUGGCCAUGGCGCAGCAGCACGAGGGCGGCGUGCAGGAGCUUGUAAACACCUUCUUCAGUUUUCUUCGACGUAAAACAGACUUCUUCAUUGGAGGAGAAGAGGGGAUGGCAGAGAAGCUGAUCACACAGACCUUUAGCCAUCACAACCAGCUAGCACAGAAGGCUCGGAGAGAGAAGAGAGCUCGGCAGGAGACUGAGCGGCGGGAGAAGGCAGAGCGGGCAGCCAGGAUGGCGAAGGAGGCCAAGUCAGAGACCUCUGGACCCCAGAUCAAAGAGCUGACUGAUGAGGAGGCAGAGAGGUUGCAGCUGGAGAUUGACCAGAAAAAGGAUGCUGAGAAUCAUGAGCUCCAGGUCAAGAAUGGCAGCCUUGACUCACCAGGAAAGCAGGUGAGAUGGACUGAAGAGGAAGAAGAAGAUGAGAAGGACAAAGGGAAACUAAAGCCCAAUCUUGGUAAUGGAGCAGACCUGCCCAAUUACCGCUGGACGCAGACCCUGUCAGAGCUGGAUCUGGCAGUGCCCUUUCGUGUGAAUUUUCGCCUGAAGGGGAAGGAUGUGGUGGUGGACAUCCAGCGGCGGCACCUCCGGGUGGGACUCAAGGGCCAGCCGGCCAUCAUUGAUGGGGAGCUGUACAACGAAGUGAAGGUGGAGGAGAGCUCGUGGCUCAUUGAAGACGGCAAGGUGGUGACUGUGCAUUUAGAGAAGAUCAACAAGAUGGAGUGGUGGAGCCGCUUGGUGUCCAGUGACCCUGAGAUCAAUACUAAGAAGAUAAACCCUGAAAAUUCUAAGCUGUCGGAUCUGGACAGCGAGACACGCAGCAUGGUGGAAAAGAUGAUGUAUGACCAGAGACAGAAGUCCAUGGGGCUGCCUACCUCAGAUGAGCAGAAGAAACAGGAGAUUCUGAAGAAGUUCAUGGAUCAGCAUCCAGAGAUGGAUUUUUCCAAGGCCAAAUUCAACUAGUUCCUGUGUUUGCCUCCCUGAAUUCUUGGGGCUGAACACUAAGUCAUUCACCUUCCUUUCUGAAUCCUUCCCCGGGACUUGGGGGCCUCAGGGCUAGGGCAGGCAUGAGACUGGCCCAGGCACUCGGGUCCCAGGGCAUCACCGGAGAAGUGCUAGGGCCUUUGGUGGGAAAACUCAUGUCCUCCCAGUUGGCCUACAGUUACACAUUAAAACUAUUUACCCAGCCCCA
Molecule: messenger RNA, 1334 nt
Organism: Erinaceus europaeus (western European hedgehog)
Lineage: Eukaryota; Metazoa; Chordata; Mammalia; Eulipotyphla; Erinaceidae
Gene: NUDC
Product: nuclear distribution C, dynein complex regulator
Exons: 9
Coding region: 107-1105 (332 amino acids)
Biological process (GO): protein folding
Cellular component (GO): cytoplasm
Source: RefSeq, a predicted model, not a curated record